Molecule: messenger RNA, 2957 nt
Organism: Polypterus senegalus (gray bichir)
Lineage: Eukaryota; Metazoa; Chordata; Cladistia; Polypteriformes; Polypteridae
Gene: dhx32a
Product: DEAH (Asp-Glu-Ala-His) box polypeptide 32a
Exons: 11
Coding region: 410-2644 (744 amino acids)
Cellular component (GO): spliceosomal complex; intracellular anatomical structure
Molecular function (GO): RNA binding
Source: RefSeq, a predicted model, not a curated record
CCGGCUUGCCGUCAGAUCAGAGUUACAAAGGGCAACAGCAGCGGCGGAGAGCGAUUGAGGUGCAUACUGUUCAGGUGGAUUGCCGGAAUGUGUCACUCUUCCGUGUUUUCGCCUCCCAUUUCUUUAUUUUAACUGCGGGCGUGUCCUUUUUGUGCUUUUAAUUGUAAUCUGUUUAAAGCUAAAGUUCGGAGUGCUUUGUGAUCAGCUGGAGGAUUCGUGUGCUAAUGGCUCUCGCGUUGCCACUCACUUUUACUUUUCCUCGCAGUUGUUUCCAGUGGAGUUGAAUACAGUAAUUUCUUUGUGCGGCGGCCUCGCGCCAACGUGUGCGUUCUUCUUCAUUUUUUUAACAAAGCUGGGAGGUGCUGAUUGAUGUGGCUCGGUGCUGCGUGGCUUCUUUUUUUCGUGAGCCAUGGCCGAGGCAGAGACUCCCGUCGCUCCCGAUGAGGAGCAGCAGCUUUUUAUGGAGGGCUUCGAUUCCGACACGGAAGGAGACACCGAGGAGCUUAAUUUCGGGGAUGAACUCGAACUGAACCAAUUCGACGGGCUGCCCCAUUCCUCUCGGUACUACAAGUUGUUAGCCCAGAGAAGGACAUUGGCUGUCUGGAAUGUAAAGGAUGAAUUUAUGGAGAGUCUCCGGAAGAGUCGGAUUGUAAUUUUGGCUGGGACAGCGAAUUCGGGCAAGAGCUCUCAGAUCCCCCAGUGGUGUGCUGAGUACUGCUUGUCUGCUGGAUUUCAGCAUGGGACAGUUGUCUGCACCCAAGUGCACCGCCAGAAUGCUGUGGGUCUUGCUUUGCGUGUAGCAGAUGAAAUGGAUGUCAACAUUGGCCAUGAAGUCGGGUACACUGUUCCCUUGGAGAGCUGUUGCACUAGUGAAACUGUUUUAAGGUACUGCACAGAUGAUUUACUUUUGAGAGAAAUUAUGUCAGAUCCUCUCUUGGAACAAUAUGGAGUUAUCAUUAUUGACCAAGCUCAUGAACGGACAGUGUCUACUGACAUUCUCUUGGGACUUCUCAAAGACAUUGGUCAUCAGAGACCAGAGCUUAGACUUGUUGUAAUUGCUGCUUCUCACAUGUCAAGCAAGCUGCUAACAUACUUUGGAGAGGUGCCUUGUAUCAAUGUGAACAAAAAGACCCAGGCAGAAGUGGUAUAUGGAAACAACCCCCUUGGUGAUUACUUUUACCGAGCUGUGAGCCUUGUGUUUGAAAUCCACAGUGCCAAGGAGGAAGGAGAUAUUGUUAUAUUUUUUGCCUCAAUGCAGGAGGCGAAUAGUGCCUAUGAUAUUGUUAUGCAAGAGGCUGUUAAUAUGAGUUCUAAUCUUGGACAGCUUGUUCCAAUUACUCUGAUCCCUCGGCAAGGUAUUUUUUUGUUCAGACAAACUGAAGAGCAGGAGAAAAAAAAUGCAACAUAUCUGAGAAGAAUUUUCCUGACCUCUUGCAUGGGAGAGGACCUAAUUUGGGCCACUGACAAUGUGAAAUUUGUUAUUGAUGCUGGAGUAGAGACAAAGAAUGUUUAUAAUACCAGGAUUCGAGCCAACUCCCUUGUCACACGACCCAUCAGCAAGCAGCAGUUUGAGAUGCGUCAACAGCUAGCAAACUCACCUGGGAAGUGUUUCUGCCUGUAUCCAGAAGACGCUAAGUUAUCUGAACAAACUCCUCCAGAGAUUUUGGAAACUAAAUUUACCAGCACAGUUUUGCUCUUAAAAAGGAUGAAUAUAGCUGGUUUGGGACAUUGUGACUUUCUGGACAGACCAGAUCCAGAAAGUCUCAUGCAAGCUCUUGAAGAACUGGAUUACUUGGCAGCCCUUGAUGAUGAUGGAAAUCUGUCGGAAAUUGGGAUUAUCAUGUCUGAGUUGCCAUUAGAUCCUCAGCUGGCAAAGGCUCUUCUGGCUUCCUGUGAAUUUGAUUGUGUAAAUGAGAUGUUAACAAUAGCAGCAAUGCUGACAGCACCGAGUUGUUUCCUCCAAGCUCCUGUUGGUGCUGAACAUGAAGCACAUGCAUCUCACAGCAAGUUUCAUCACCCUGAAGGAGACCACUUUACUCUGAUUAAUGUAUAUAAUGCCUAUAAGCAAAAUCAAUAUACUAAUCCAGAGAAAUGGUGUGCAGAUGCCUUUCUUUGCUGCUUUGCACUUCAAACCGCUGAUGCCAUCAGGUCUGAGUUAACUGACAUUUUAAGACGCAUUGAACUUCCCAUCUCAGAACCAUCUUUUGGCACAAAGGGUAACACUUUAAACAUAAAGAAAGCACUUCUGUCUGGAUACUUCAUGCAGAUUGCCCGGGAUGUAGACGGAUCAGGUAACUACUUUAUGCUGACCCACAAACACAUAGCUCAGCUACACCCUUCCUCUGGCUAUGGCUCGUGUGCAGAGAGGCUAGGACACCCAGAAUGGGUUUUGUUUCAUGAGUAUACCCUCUCAGAAAACAACUGCAUCAGAACCGUUUCAGAAAUCUCUCCUGAGAUGUUUGUUCAGAUUGCUCCACAAUACUUCUUCUGUAAUCUUCCUACUAGCGAAAGUAAGGAACUGCUACAGAAGAUCCUUGAUGAACUUCACUGUGAAAGAGAUGUCCAAAAUACUACAGCCCUUGGCGUUAAUACAGCUGAAGAUGAACAAGAAAAUCAGCCAUCUGACCGAUGCACUAUUCAAUAACACACCAUGCAAGGCAAUAUAAUCUGGAACUGUAGCAUAAUUUUAUAUGCAAAUAAGACAUGAUUCAAAUAUAUAUAUAUAUAUAUAUAUAUAUAUAUAUAAAAACAGACAGGGCUUUUUUUUAUUGUUAAUCACUGAAGAUGUACAUAUGCAUUUUGCAAGUGUUUUUAUUUAAGAAUUGUUUUAUAACAUAUCUUAUGUACAGCAUGUUUGAUUUGGAUGGUAUACAUAAUUAUGGAUUCAAAAAAGCACAAUUUACCCAAGUGUAAAAUUUCUGGGUGCAAUAUAUUCCUAAAAUUAAAACAGGUUUUGU